Cydia splendana is the source of this 5094-nucleotide messenger RNA. RefSeq names its product monocarboxylate transporter 14-like. The transcript is spliced from 6 exons. Gene Ontology annotation, biological process: transmembrane transport. The coding region runs from base 395 to 2653 and encodes 752 amino acids. Gene Ontology annotation, molecular function: monocarboxylic acid transmembrane transporter activity. The record is from RefSeq and is a predicted model, not a curated record. Lineage: Eukaryota; Metazoa; Arthropoda; Insecta; Lepidoptera; Tortricidae. Gene Ontology annotation, cellular component: membrane.
CCAGUUUAUCUGUUUUAGCAUCGCUGAAGUCUGCAGGCCUUUAUUUGCGAUUUCAUUUCCAUACAAUCACAUAAGACAUUGUAAAAUCACUCAAAACCAACUGAGAACCAUUCCCAUAUUGUUCUUAUAGUCAGUAUUUGCGAGUUUUUCCUAUUAAAUAACGAACCAAAGUGCCUACCGUUUAGCUAUCCUCUGUUAUUUUUUGUAAAUAAUUAGCGCUUUCUUUUGUUUUCGUGUGUGUAUUGUGAUUCCUGCGGGUUCUGCGAUGGUCGGAGCUGUUUUCUAGCACAGUCCGGGUUUCAAAAGUAUUUUGCAUGAGGUCACGUCGGGUGCGCCGAGCCCGUAUGGAAGCCGGGCGAGCUGGUGACCCCGCGCAGAGUUGCCGCGCCCCGGCAUGGACGCGCCCGUGUCGCCGCCGCCGCUCCGUGGGCCGCUGCAAGCACCAGCCGGCGAAACGGCGCCCCAACCCGGUCUAGACCCCGAGCCUCCGCGGCCCGCGCCGCGCGCGCUCGCCCCCAUCCCGGAGAGUGAACCGCUGCUCCGCGUUGACAGUGUCCCGCGGAAACCGAACGGGAGGACGCUCCACGUGCAGUUCGACGCGCAGUCGCCGCCGGCGCCCGUGUCCGAUAGUGGUUCCAGCUCGUCGAGCUCGUCCGACGACGAGGAGCUCUCGUUGGCCGAGGCCCGCCCGCCCGACGGCGGCUGGGGCUGGGUUGUCGUGUUCGCGUCGUUUAUGGUUAACUUGAUCGCCGACGGCAUCACGUUCAGCUUCGGCGUAUUUUUCCCGUAUUUCUUAGAGUAUUUCGGAGAAGGUAAAGGAAAGACGGCAUGGAUAGCCGGCAUUUUCAUGGCGAUGCCGCUCCUGUCGGGGCCCAUCGCCAGCUUCCUGACGGACCGGUACGGCUGUCGACUCAUGACUAUAUUCGGCUCAAUAUUAGCGGCCAUCGGAUUCGUGAUAUCGGCGUUUGUAGAAAAUAUGGAGACGCUGUUCCUCACGUUUGGGAUCAUGGCCGGAUUUGGACUAAGCUUAUGCUACGUGGCGGCGGUAGUGAUCGUCGCCUACUAUUUUGAGAAGAAGCGAUCGCUCGCGACCGGUAUAUCGGUUUGUGGGAGCGGGAUCGGUACAUUCUUAUUCGCGCCGCUCACCAACGUGUUGCUAGAUGAGUACGGCUGGCGGGGGACGACGCUAAUCCUAGCCGGAUUUUUCCUAAACAUGGCCGUUUGUGGGCUAUUAUUCAGAGAUCUUCCAUGGACAACUACGAUGAACGCGGAAAAAGCGAAAGAAAGGAAGCGAAAACGAGAAAGAAAGCGGAACAAACGUUUCGGUUCUUCAGCAGACAGUUUUUCAGACAGCAAAAGCAGUGCUGCCGGUUCCGCUAAGAUAGCUGAAACAGUAGAUGUCGAAGCUGUGGCGUCCCCUAUCGUACCACAGUUCAGUUCCUUAGUAGACUUGCCAACAUUCAUGACUGGAGGAGAGAGUGUUUCUUUAGAAGUGUUCGAGUUAAUGUCCAACAAAGGUCGCGCUUAUGCGAUUCUCGCCCAGAAUUAUCCGGGAGUGAUGCUUCCUUCGAGAAGCUUCAGCGACAGUGGGCGUUUGCAUGAGCAAUCCCCACCGAGGGCUUUAAUGUCUCCUGACACUUUAUCCCCUGGUGCUUUGUCACCUACAUCAGCACCCAGGACUCAAGAAAACCGAGAAUUAGGCGACAAGACAGCUCUGUCUCUCUGGUUAAAGAGACAGGCCGCUAAUACCGGGACAACAGGAGUUGUGAAGAAGCCACCAGCGUUCUUGAAGGACUUGAGGAUGCAUAGGCAUUCGCUGACGUACAGAGGCGCCAUGUUGAAUAUCAACAGGUAUCGGCUCCGAGCGUCGUCGUGCCCCAAUAUCUUCAGGAAUUCUAUGACUACCAUUGCUAAAGAAAAGCUCCAAUGGUACGCCGGCCUCUGGGACUUCUGGGACCUCGCCGUGGACGUCCUCGACUUCUCCCACUUCAAGAACCCCGCUUUCCUCGUGUUCGCGUUCUCGAACUUUCUACUGUACAUGUGGUACGAUGUCCCGUACGUGUACAUCGCUGACAGCGGCAUGAGCAUGGGCUUCGACAAGAACGAGGCGUCCAUGCUGAUCUCUAUUAUUGGGAUUUUGAACAUGUUUGGAGAGAUACUCCUGGGCUGGGUGGGCGAUUGGGAGUGCGUGAACCCGAGCCUCGUGUACGCGGCCUGCAUGCUACUAUGUGGAUUCGUCACCUUCCUCAUGCCGUUACUGCCCACAUACCUUGGACUGGCGUCAGCAUCGGGUCUGUUUGGGGCCUUCAUCGCGGCCAACUACUCUCUGACGUCCAUCAUACUGGUGGAGCAGAUCACGUUGGAGAAGUUUACCAACGCGUACGGCCUGCUGCUGCUCAUGCAGGGCGUCGCUAACCUGAUCGGACCGCCACUAGCAGGGUGGGUGUUCGACAUGACCAACUCCUACGACCUGUCGUUCUACAUGGCGGGCGUCUUCAUCGGAAUAUCCGGCAUCGUCCUACUCAUCCUGCCCGUGUACACCCGAGCUCGCAAGUACAACGAGAUGCGGAAACCCCCCGCAGAAGCUAAACAACCCCCUGAUGAGCCUAAAGUUAAUGGGGUCAUUAAGCAGAAUGGGAAAUUAGGCGUCUAAAAAUUAUUAAAUUGUAGGAUUUUUACCGACGCUUAAAUGAAACCAAUGGAGUCAAGUAGAAUGGAAAAGCUUGGCACAAAAACUACCUUAGCAGAAAUUAUCCGUGUGAUUGUGAUUUUAAAAUGACAAUUAAUAUGUGACGUUUUCAACCAAAAGGUACCUCAUUGUCGGUUGUUCAUAAGGUUGAUUUCAAAUUGAAGCUAUAUGGAAAUAGCGCCUUAUUGACAACCAACAAUAAGUAUCCGUUUGAUUGAAAAUGGCACAUACACUUGUAUGAAAUGAGAUUCUCGUAAUGUAUGUCCAAAUGGAUAGCCGCCAUCAGAUUAUUUGAGCGGCCAAGGUGGUCAAAAACAUCUGAACAAGCACUUUAACGCCUUGAGAUAAGGAAAUUGUAAAAUGAAACUUGGUCGUUGCAAGAUGCUUAGUGCAAUUGCAUGUUUAAUGUAGAAAAAAACUGAUUACUAGACUUUGAACCCCAAUAGAUCAGAAGGCCUAUCGCGAAACACGUUCGACGUGUUGCCUCCCUGUCACACUUACGUACGAAUUUACAAGUGCGACAGAGGCAACAAAUCGUGGUUCGUUGUCGGCCCGCUUCUGUAGAUUAGAAUUCUGGAUCCCCCAAAUGCCUUGAUCAUAUUUAAGCAAUAAUUGACCGAAAUAAAUAUAAGUAUCGAAAGAGAACGGUCGCCUAUAGAGAUAUCGGAGCGGCUAAGGCGCUCACAAAUAUCUAAACACGUGUAAUGCUUUACGGCUCGGCCACGAUAUUGCGCGACUGGCGACGGCGGCGCCGGUAAUCAUAGGUGGGUACGAAAGGUCCGAUGGCUGUGUCUCGCUCCAUAUGGUUGCCGCCGCCGCCGUCGCAAGUCGCGCAAUGUCGUGGCCGAGCCGAUGGAGUGAGUGUUCAGAUAUUUUUGAGCGCCCGGCCGCGCCGAUAUAUCCGAUGGCGACGAAAGUUAGAUAAUUUGUGUUGUAAACGAACAAUUACUACCUCGUCGGUGUCUUCAAUUGAUGUGAAUUAGAUAUUUAAAAGGAAAUUAGGUGUUUUUGUGAAAUUCGAGAAAAAUGUAUUGCUUUGAUUGAAAUGAAUGGGAUUAACCUUUUGGACGCCAAUGGCUGAUAUGUCAGCACCGCAGGUCCAACGCCAAAGACGGAUUAAUCGGUCACAGACCACAGAGCAACAUAGACCUACGUGCAUAUGCAUAAAGUUCAAUUUCAGUUUUGACACUUCGGUGACGUGGCGUCCGAGUGACAGCUUUUGUGUUUGACACGGCGUCGAAAAGUUUAAGGCCAGAACCAGAACACACCGUGCGUGCGUAGACGUGCACGUCUAUGUUGGAGCCGUGCACGUGCACGCACACGUUGCGAUGUGUGCCGACUCAUAACACAUUCAGCUCUGAAUUCAGUGUCUGCUGCCCCUAAAUUAAGUAUAGAACAGCGACAACAUGUAGAACAUACAUUAAUAGUUAAUUACGAUACAAGUGCGAAUUACCUAUUCGCACGUGUAUCGUACAACGUUUCACAGUACAUAUGGCCCUUUAAAUUUUCGAUGUAGUUACGUAAUGUGCUUAUUUUAAACACAGGGUGUCGUAAUGGAGCAUCAGAUGUCCAGUAACGUGGUUUUUACAGCUAAACUAGGUGGCGCUGCACGUUUUGCAGUAUUUGGUUUAUCAAAAUGAUUCCAUAAAAUUUACGACAGAGUACAGAGGGCCUAACGCGAACCAUGUUCGACGUGUUGCCUCCCUGUCACUCUUACGAACGAAUUUACAAGUGCGACAGAGAUGCAACACGUCGAACGUGGUUCGCGAUAGGCCUUCAGCAUCUACUAUUGUUGUUAAACCCUAACGAGAAUUUGAGUAACUUUAGAAUACGUCUGCGGGCGGUUGCGUCUAAUUGCCACGACUCUCCCUACAUUUUGUAUGGGUAGCGGCAAUUAGACCGCAAUUUUUUGAGAAUGUAUAUGCUCUUAAACUGCCUACUACCAAUGGCCACAUCUAAUAAUUUUCUGUAAGCAUCACACAAAAAUCACAUAAAAACAGUAAACACAAAAAUCACAUAAAAACAGCAAAAGUACAGACUUUUGUUGUUUACGUCAGAUGUUGAGGUGCCUUUGAAAGGCGCACAGAAAAAUCAAUUGACUCAAUGAAUGACCUGGUUGUUACCAUUUGUUGCCACCAAGUUUUUACCAUUAUUACCAACAAAAACACAAAGGUAACAACUUUGUGGUAACAGUUUAAAAUAACCCGUUAAUAUCCGUUUGAAUGGAAAUGUUUUUGUGUAAUGUUAGAUUAGGAAUUGUAAAAGAUAAUAUAUUAGUAGGGAAUCAAAUUGCGUAGAGUAAAAACACGAACCCCCUAGUUUACAAAUGAAAGUGAUAAAGAAAGACAAAUGUAGGUUUAAUAUAUACCUUUAAAAGGCUAUUUUUGACUAAAUAACAAGAGAUU